CGUUGCCAUGGCGCCAGGGCCGCAACCCCUCCGCGGUGGAAAAAAGAAAGCCCUCACUUAAGAGAGCGACCGCCGCGGUGGAGGGGCCCAGGGAUGCGCCCAGGACUUGGGCACCCUGGCCCACCCCUCAGGUAUUACAUGUAGACACAUGUGGCCCUCUUGCCCGGAUGUUUGACCUACAACAGGAGCCAGGAACCUGCAGGUUGGAUGUGGAUGGACCCAGCCUGGGAUGGAUCCCAAGGACCUCGGCCAGGCACAGCUAGUAUCCGGGUACGGGAGCUGAGCUGGCAGGGCCUAAACAACCCCUGCCCACAAAACAAGAGGCUGGGCAGCCAUGGGGAUAUCCACAGGGAGCGGCGGGUGGAGGAGCACCUUUCCCCUGCUCGGCUGCCAAACUGUUAUUGCAAGCCCAACCUGGAUGAGGCAGGGGAACAUUUGCCACCUGCUCCAGUAGGCACCUUUACAGAGUCAUCAGCCAAAAGCAUGGAGAAAACUGGAAGUGACACCUGAUGAUUUCUGCAGCAGGCCCUGGCCCAGGUAGAUGACCUCCAACUGGUGAGGGUGCUGGAGAUGUGUGUGGACACCCGUAAGAACAGCCUGGGGAACUUCGGAGUGCACCUCCCUAACCUGAUCCAACUGAAGCUGAACCACAGCUGCCUGGGCUCCCUCAGAGACCUGGGCACUUCUUUGGGCCACCUGCAGGUGCUGUGGCUGGCUCGCUGUGGCCUGACUGACUUGGAUGGCAUUGGCUCCUUCUUGGCACUGAAGGAACUUUAUGUCUCCUACAACAACAUCUCAGACCUGAGCCCACUGUGCCUGCUCGAGCAACUGGAGGUGCUGGACCUUGAGGGCAACAAUGUGGAAGACCUGGGGCAGAUGCGGUACCUGCAGCUGUGCCCACGGUUGGCCACGCUAACACUGGAGGGGAAUCUGGUGUGCUUGAAGCCAGACCCUGGCCCUUCCAACAAGGCACUCCAGGACUACAAUUAUAGGGCAGAGGUAAAGAAGCUUAUCCCCCAGCUCCACAUCCUAGAUGAGAUACCCACCACAUGCACCAACCUGCCUGCUUCCCAGAAGCUGAAUCAGGACUGGCUGAUGGUGAAGGAGGCCAUCAAGGAAGGCAGCGUGCUUGACAUUCUCCUCCCUCGGCUGGAUUGUUCCCAUGGAACCACUAUACGGAAACUUGACCCAAUCUUGCCUGUGCCUGAGACCCAACCAUGGGCUCUGUCUUUGCUGGUCCCUGAGGGCCCCUUGCCUGAAGGUCUGCUUUCUAAGAAUCCAGCCACAGAAGACCAUUCCAGCAGCCUCACCCAUGGUGCUUGUCAAGUUCUCUGUGGGAACCCCACCAAAGGCCUGAGGGAGCGUAGACACCAGUACCAGGAAUUGGCACCCCUGGAGCAGCUGCCCCCACAUAGGCCAGAUCUGGCCACCCACCCCUCUACCCCAAGGCCUGACCCUACAGAAAGCCGUGACCGGGCCAUGACUGGGCUUCGGGCCUGGAGGGAGCCUGGCCUGCGUCCUCUCCUCCACAGGCAGGUGGAGUUCCCACAGGAAAGGCUUGUUCCAGUUCCAGCUCAGGACCCACAGAAGGCUCCUGAAGAACAGGAAGUCCAGACUGGACCCAAGACUUCCCUAACCCCUCCACACCUGGCCUCAGAACUUUCCAGGACACCAGGCUUUCACCUGAUCCCUUCUCCCCCAAAGUACCCAAUGCCACCUGAGUCAGGCAGCAGCUCCUCGGUGAGAUCUGCAGACCUGCCCUUCAGAGGGCGUAGGCUUAGAGUCCUGGGUAGCUUGGGGCCUAGCCUGGGUGAGGGGUCUGGCCUGGGUGAGAGGUUGGCCGCAGUGACUGCCCUGAGAGCACUGGACCACCGAGUCCAGGGAUGCCCAGACCCAAAGCCAGCACUAGGUCCAGCAGCUUGCCCUCCAGGCCUCCACUGCCUCCAUCACCUGAACCCUAUCCCUCCAGCCCACUCUCUCCCUUAAUGUAACCCUCCCUUGUUGAGAUCUCUUGGCCUGGAUGGGGCCAAGGCUGAAUGGCUGGAGCUGGAACUGACCUCUUUAGAUGCCCCAGGACCCUGGGUCACCUAUGUGGCCCAAGUUCUAAGCCUGCUUGUCCUAGUCUGCAAAAGGGCGUAGUCAUUCUGGGUAGAUUUGCAGGUUUCCCUAUGUGCGACAGGUCCUUUCUCCUGAGACACCAAAUACUCUCUGUAAAAGCCAAGUGAAUCAUUUUCGACUCUCAGGUGUGCAGAAAUGUGCUUUACUUUGUAAGCAACGGUUGGUUCAAUAAAUUAUGCAACUGGCA
This is a messenger RNA of Myodes glareolus (Bank vole), 2305 nucleotides long. It is a transcript of the gene Lrrc56, whose product is annotated as leucine rich repeat containing 56. Gene Ontology annotation, molecular function: protein binding. The record is from RefSeq and is a predicted model, not a curated record. Lineage: Eukaryota; Metazoa; Chordata; Mammalia; Rodentia; Cricetidae.